Chondrus crispus (carragheen) is the source of this 531-nucleotide messenger RNA. RefSeq lists its product as hypothetical. Lineage: Eukaryota; Rhodophyta; Florideophyceae; Gigartinales; Gigartinaceae. Bases 1 to 531 code for a protein of 176 amino acids. The transcript has a single exon. The record is from RefSeq and is a predicted model, not a curated record.
AUGCACGAGGAGGACGAUAAAAAGGGCGAUGUUGAGGAAGACGUCUCUCCCGCGAAGGACGACCUGCCGGAAUCCCCGCAGUUGAAAGACGUGGAGGAGAACGGCAAGGAUGGUCCUGCUUCUAGUGGGAGCCCAACAAAACGCAAGCUUAGUGAGGCCUUUGGACUACCGAGCAGGAGCGGUCCGAGGCGCAUCCGCCGCGAGGUCGAAGAGGUGGUGGACGAUGACAACGGCUAUCUGAUUACAAGAGUGGUCACGAAAGUAUUUGACGAGGAGGGUAACGAGUUGCCUGAUGACACCCCGGUCGCGGAAGAGCCGGAAAAGCCUCGGUCUCCAUUGAACACUGCGCUGGGUAAGCCGUUGAAGCCACGCAAUUCACAGAAUAGCAAGACUGGGAAGGGGAAGCUUGGCAGUCAGCGAAAAGACCGGAAAAGACCUUCGUCAAAGACGCGCACGCCAAGUACAAUGAAGAAGACUCCCAAAAAGAAGAUCAAAGGCAAUAUCAUGUCUUAUUUUGGGAAGAAGGGUUGA